AGAUAUUGUGGGAUACAGUGAACUAACUCUUUGGGUCCCACAUGCAGUGUCGCUUCUUCUUCUUGAACAGAAAACAGCACAUAUGUCUGCGGCACGUUGGCUGAGAUAUCACACUAUUUUGCUUGACAUGCCAAAUGUGAAAGUAAAACGCUGUACUGUGUUAAACCCUGCAACUCUUCUCCCUACAGAAGCAGAUGGGGAACCACACAAUUGUGUUGUGGUUGUAAAUGAAAUUUGCAGUCCUAGGUCUGAUUUGCAGGAAACGCCGUUGCAGAAUCCAGAUCUUGAGUUUUUUGUGGAUGGAUCAGCCUUCAGAGAUCAGAAAACAGGCCGCAACUGCGUGGGGUAUGCAGUAGUGACACAACAUGAAACGGUUAAAGCAGAAUCAUUACCAGAGCAUCUCUCUGCGCAGGCAGCCGAAUUGGUUGCUUUAACAACAGCAUGCAGGUUAGCAAGAGACAAAACUGUCACCAUUUAUACUGACAGUAGAUAUGCAUUUGGGGUAGUGCAUGAUUUUGGUACAUUGUGGAAAAACAGAGGUUUCCUGACUUCUUCAGGUAAAGCAAUCACGCACAAUGGCCUGAUUUCUGAACUCCUGGAUGCAAUCCUGUUGCCAAAAUCUAUUGCCAUAUGUAAGUGUGAAGCACACACUGGGAAACAUGACCCCAUGUCACAGGGCAAUGCGCAAGCAGAUGCAGCAGCAAAAUCAGCUGCGCAGAAACUGAUUUUUUCGUCAGAGAACGACGAAACUUUGUGUAUGUUGCAAAUAUGUACUCCCACAGCAGAUCUCAAAGAUCUUCAAUCACAGUCUACAGCCCAAGACAGAGCCACAUGGAGAAAAGCAGGAGGUGUGGUAAGAGAUGGGGUUUGGUACGGCCCUGAUGACAAGCCAUGUUUGCCAAAGAAAUUGUUUCAAUUCUAUGCUAAAUUGGCGCAUGGCCAAGACCAUGCGUCAAAAGGGGGGAUGUAUAACAGUGUCUCCAGAUACUGGCACACUAAGGGCUUUGCAAACUAUUCCCAGAAGUUUUGUGAGAAAUGUAUAGUGUGUGCAACAAACAACAUUGGCCGAGGCGUUAAAGUCUCCCAGAGCGCCCAUCCUCCGCCACAGCGACCAUUUGAACACCUUCAGAUGGACUUUAUUGAACUGACACCCAGUGAAGGCAAAAAAUACUGUUUGGUGAUAGUGGAUAUGUUCUCUAAGUGGGUGGAAGCUUUCCCCACUUCCAAACAGGAUGCAAGUGCAGUAGCUAAAGCACUCCUGUCUGAAAUUAUUCCUCGUUGGGGAAUCCCUGACAAAAUCAGUAGUGACAAUGGGACUCCAUUUGUAAACCAAGCACUUCGACGGGUGGGAGAGUACUUGGGUAUAGAUCUCAGACAACACUGUGCGUACCACCCUGCCAGCGGAGGGGCGGUGGAGCGAGAAAAUGGUGAAGGAAGCACUGCCUAAGGUGACGCAAACAGAUCUGCACAGUCUCAAACCAGGUGACUGGGUGGUGGUGAAGGAUUUCAGGAGGAAAAGCUGGAGAGCCAGGCGGUGGCUGGGACCAUUUCAGGUACUUCUGACCACGCAGACUGCGGUGAAGGUUGCAGAGAGAGCAACGUGGAUUCACGUUAGCCACUGUAAGCGGGUUCCUGAGCCAGAGGAAAAAACAACACCCGACAGCUGCAAAGAGGAAUGAGAAGGGGCAUCAGGGCACACGGUGACGUGCUAGUAACCUCUCCCGUGAGCUCCAACUGACUUUCCACGACGCGUAUAGUGUCUGAGUCAGAAGAAAACCCUGAUACAACGCAGCAGCCGACACCGAGAAGGAGCAGCGUCAUCUGAAGGAGUAACAUCGACACACACACAUAUGAAUGUAAACACAAAUGUAAAUGAAAUUAAUGAACUGAAAGAGGUAAAUGUGACAGACACUUAUGACAGCAGAUGACGACAGCAUUACACAUUUACGACAGCCAGACUCCCAUACAAACACAAAUAUAAGACCUGACUUCUACAAUCGAUCAACAUUGAUGAGUAAAAGCUCCUGUUAAGAUGAGGAGCCUGUUUGACUAUCACCCAAGAGUUUUAGGGAUCAUUGGCAUCCUUAUGAUCUGCCUGUUAAUUAGAGGGAAUGCAGAAAAGACUUCCACCUUUGGUAGAAGUCGCAGAGACGUGCAUGAAAACACUUAUUGGCAAUUUGCCAACUACACUGCCAAAAUGAUCACAAAUGAGUCUUGUUAUGUGUGUAUGAUUCUCCCCACAGCUGCGAGUAAACACACAAUGAUCCCCAUGAAAAGUAAUGGUAGUGAAUUGAAAGCCAUAGCCCAAUACUGUAGAAAUUCUUACUCCAUGUGGAAGCAGGAUGCUUAUAGAGUCCAGAAUGGCACACAUUUGAGUCUGGUGAUAAAUUCACCGGCCUCCCUGUGGUGUGAAGCUGGAGGUCCUGGGAGGACUGAUUUAACUGGUACCACCAUAUGUCUACGAACUCUAAUGCGUGUGACAAAACGAACAUUCAAAGUAAACCAAACAAGAGUUAACACAUUUGUUGCACAGCCUCCUCCUAAAUUGAACUACACACACUGUUUUGUAGGUACAGGAAACACACCGUUAGGUAAUAUCGCCAGCCGUAGGUGCACUCAUUUAUAUUACCCAUAUUCUGAUGACGGAACCUGCCCACAGGCAGAGUGUUCCCUCAUUCAUCCAUCUGACACCGGCACAUUACUCAGGGCUGACGACUGGUACUGGGUCUGUGGUAAAAACGUGUAUCUAGCCCUACCCCGUAACUGGGGAGGAGUAUGUACUUUAGCAAGGUUUAGGUAUCCAGGUGUGGUCAUAGCUCACUCACACUCACCAAUAAAGCGACCCAAGAGAGAGGUGUCUUAUAAUGACUUUCCUCCGCCAGAACAUAGACUGAAACCUACACUGAGUAAAUUCUUUGAUUCCUUCUUCCCACAGUAUGGGAUGACUCAGGUUUGGAAUCAACUAGAAGUCACACAUUAUCGGCUUGCCACUUAUAUUAACUCCACUAAUCGGGCAACCGAAGGCAUUAAACAGGAACUCGCGGCCCUUAGAUUGACUGCUACACAAAAUAGAAUGGCCUUAGAUAUUCUAUUAGCUAAAGAGGGAGGUGUAUGUGCCCUGAUUGGAGAUCAAUGUUGCACCUUCAUUCCCUCGAAUGAUGACGACCAUGGGUCUAUCUCAGAUGCACUGCAUGAUAUGCACAAAGUAGCAAACCAAAUGAAACGAGACGAACACGGAGAUAAUAGUUGGGGACUUUGGUAUACACUGUUCGGACAGUGGACUCCCUAUCUAU
Tachysurus fulvidraco (yellow catfish) is the source of this 3293-nucleotide messenger RNA. RefSeq names its product protein NYNRIN-like. Gene Ontology annotation, molecular function: RNA-DNA hybrid ribonuclease activity; RNA stem-loop binding. NCBI's taxonomy places the organism in Eukaryota, Metazoa, Chordata, Actinopteri, Siluriformes, Bagridae. Gene Ontology annotation, biological process: DNA integration. The coding region runs from base 83 to 1447 and encodes 454 amino acids. The transcript is spliced from 2 exons. The record is from RefSeq and is a predicted model, not a curated record.